Molecule: messenger RNA, 489 nt
Organism: Diversispora eburnea
Lineage: Eukaryota; Fungi; Glomeromycota; Glomeromycetes; Diversisporales; Diversisporaceae
Source: the annotation of a GenBank genome assembly
AUGAAUACACCUGAAAUUACUCCAAUUCAUCCUGAGAUCACAACCCAUUUAUAUGACCUUUAUAAAGUUCAUUCACGAUCUCCCCUCUUAGAUUCUGAAACUAUACCUUUUAUUCCAAUACAAUGGUCUGGUCCUCCAAAUCAAGUUCCUUUCACAUUUCCUAUUCGACCAACCGAAAAACGUCCAUUCUUUUGUUUUGACUUUAUUAAAUUUGGAAAAUGUGAUAAAAAAGAUUGCAUCUUUCCUCAUCUUACAAUUGAACAAUGUGAACAAUCAGGCAUUAAAAUUGGUCAUUGUUAUGCAUUUGCUGAAACUGGAAAAUGUGAAAAUCGUAAUAAUUUAAAGAAGAAAAAAAGGCGAAAAUCCAAAAAUUUACAAGAAACCGAUAUAACUAAUGUACAAUUUUUGGAUGAUAAAAAUGUGGUUGAAAAUUUGGGGACAAGUUCAGCACCUGAUUUUGAUUCUUUAUUAAAAGAAUUCAAUUCUUAA